AUGACAGUGGAAGUGGAGAAGUCCUCUAUCCCUGGAGUACAUGAGGGCCAUCUCCGCCUGAGUGAUCCCAGUAACUCUGCCUGCGACCUGCAACGCCUCUCCAACAGCACCCACAUCAUCGGAGUCAUCCCCCUCAAUGCCCGUGGGACUCAGAUAGAGGAGGAUGAUGACAACCUCCUCUUCAAGAACAAAAUCACCACCUUCGACAACCCCAAUGACAUCAUCACCAGGCACCACCAGGUGGAGAUUCAAUUCUACUGCCAGUACGCCAAACGUGGCAAUGUGAGCCUGGGCUUCAGCGCACACAGGGAGAGCAUCACAGUCGUGGAGAAAGGCUUUGGUAUGUUCACCUACCAGUUUGAGUUCUACUAGACGAGUGAGUUCACCAGUGUGGUGGAUCCCCGUGACUACCCAUUAUACGUGGUGGUGAAGCAGAUAAUCUACAUGGACAUCGAGGCCACAACCACCGUGAACAACACAGAGAUCUUCGUGGAGUCUUGCAGAGCGGCGCCAUAUGACAACGCCAACGACCACCCCACCAUAGAAAACGGGUGCACUGUGGAUCUGACUGUUCAAAUCUUCUCACCCCGUCACAAGAGACAUUUCCGGUUAAGAAUGGAAGCUUUCAAAUUCAUCGGACUGCACGACCAGGUGUACAUCAGCUGUUCAGUGAUUCUGUGUGAGGCUGGGAACCCCAACACCCGGUGCGCCCAGGGCUGCAUCAACUCCACCUCACCCCAGUCUGCUGAUCACCACCACCGUAAGAGAGAUGCCUCCAUGCAAACGGCCAGGCAUCACAUUUCCCAGGGUCCUUUGUGCCUGAUAAAGACUUCUGAGAGCUCAGGUAACACUUACCUUGAGGUGACCAACAUGAACAUGGUGUUCAUGGCUCGAUGUUUCCUAGCAGCCAUUGCCAUGGUGUGUGGCUUUGUCCUCUACAAGGCCAAAGCAACAGGGGUUGAAUAUCAGCCCCUGCCAACAUUUGAAACUUAG
Messenger RNA from Oncorhynchus kisutch (coho salmon), 993 nucleotides. Its product is annotated as CUB and zona pellucida-like domain-containing protein 1. The transcript has 5 exons. The record is from RefSeq and is a predicted model, not a curated record. NCBI's taxonomy places the organism in Eukaryota, Metazoa, Chordata, Actinopteri, Salmoniformes, Salmonidae.